AUGGUGCUCACGCACACGACGGGACACACCUACUCCCACCCGUUUCCCACCGUCACCCUCGCCUACUUCCUCCGCUACUCCUCGCCCAAGCUGAACCCCUUCGCCACCCACGUCCUCAGCACCGACACCAUCUCCAGCCAUGUCGACCCCGUCACGCAGCGGCUUCACACGACCCGCAUCCAUCUCAAGAAGAGCCGCAUGCCCAAGGCCAUCUACAAGCUGCUGCCGGGCAGCGUGACGGGCGGGUCCGCUGGCGAGAAGGCCUCGUACAUUCUCGAGACGAGCGUCGUCGACAUCAAGGAAGGGUGGAUGAAGACGGAGAGCCGCAACCUCAACUUCACCGGCGUGCUGUCGGUGAUUGAGCAGCAGCAGUUUAGCCUCCCGUCCGAGGCGGACCGCGGCCUCGCGGCCUCGCGGAACGAGACGGACGUCCUGACAUCGGUCGUCUUCAAGUCGAGGCUCGGCGAGAAGCUGCGCGGCAAGCUCGACCAGGCUCAGGAGCAAGGCUGGCUGUCGGGCUUCAUCGGCGGAUGGGGCACAAAGGGCAUCCAGCGCAGCAUCGAGAGCCUCGCCUCCACCAAGACACUCGACCAGCUGGGCAAGAGCCGAGACGGCAUGCGCCUGGUGCUGGAGCGCAUCCGCAACAACGGCGUCAUUGGCGUGCUCGAGACGCUUCGCAACGAGCGCCAGAGGCAGCUGGCCUGA
Messenger RNA from Purpureocillium lilacinum, 705 nucleotides. RefSeq lists its product as uncharacterized. Gene Ontology annotation, cellular component: mitochondrial intermembrane space. Gene Ontology annotation, molecular function: phosphatidic acid transfer activity. The record is from RefSeq and is a predicted model, not a curated record. Gene Ontology annotation, biological process: phospholipid transport. Lineage: Eukaryota; Fungi; Ascomycota; Sordariomycetes; Hypocreales; Ophiocordycipitaceae.